GACUACUGUUGGAUAUUUGUCUGUUGACCUAAAAGACUUGUAUAUGUGCAGGCAACAAAAACUGCUCAGCUUUUCAUUGCAUUAAGUCUGGUUCAAUUUGCAAGACUGAGUUCUUAGAUAAUCUUGUGCUUCCUUUAUCUUGAUUUAUUAUUCAAACUUCCCAGGCAAGAUGUUGGCAUGUUUGAAAGUGAAGAGACAUGAAGAUAAUCAGAAGUUUUUCACAAAAAAUGGAGGGGCUUUAUUAGAGGAGCUUAUUGCCUUCUGUAAUGGCAGAUCUAAUCCUAUCCGUCAUUUCUCUACAAACGAGCUUCUGAGAGCAACUAACUACUACGAUGCACGCCAGAUUAUUGUGCACGAUGCUGGUUAUCGAUUGUAUAAAGGCUCUCUAAAGGACCGUCCAAUUUUUGUAAAGAAGUAUGACAACUGCCGUCUUUGGGGUGAUUUAGCACCCAAAGAUAUUGCCAUUGGAUCACAAAUGAGUGUUCACAAGAAUGUUUUAAAGGUUAUAGGAUGCUGCUUGGAGACCGAAUUACCAAUUACAGUAUAUGAAUUUGCUGGCACAAAAAUCCUCUCCACAUGUAUCUCUGCUACUAAUGAUGAGCCACUACCAUGGAAAUGCAGGUUGAAAAUAGCAAUAGGUAUAGCAAGUGCAGUUGCAUAUCUCCACACUGCAUUUUCUAGACCAGUUAUCCAUCGAGAUAUCAAAUGCUCAAGUAUCAUACUGGAUCAGAACAAUGUUCCCAAACUCAUUGAUUUUGGCUUAUGUAUAUCUAUUCCUGAAGGAGAAUCACAUGUAGAGGCGGAUGUUAUUGUAGGGAGAAUGGGGUAUCUUGCACCUGAAUAUGGUGGUAGAGGUUAUUUAACAGAGAAGGCUGAUGUUUAUCAGUUUGGAAUUCUUCUAUUUGAGCUUUUAAGUGGACAGAAGGCAGCUUACUUUAUGAUGAAGCAUGAUAUAACGGAUAUUGGGAAGCUUUGUUUUGGAAAGCUCAGUAAUUUUAUUGAUAGUAGAAUAAAAAAUGAAAGAAUUGAUCAGGUGCAGCUGCUGGAUUUUGCAACACUUAGCCGUAGAUGCAUCUCUUAUGAAGAAGAAGAGAGGCCAACAAUGAUUGAGGUUGCCAAAGAACUCAGGCGAAUUGAUCAGCGUUUUCCAUCACCUUCCUAAGCUAUUCCCAUUUGGUUGAAAGAAUCUUGGAAGCUGUAGUUGUAUUUGUAGUCAUGGCUCUCUAGACUCAAAGCAGAUUUAUGAAACUCAGCCUGCCAGUAAGAUUCUGUUGUUUUAAGAAAGUGAGUGGGUUGCUCCACUGGGGAAUGUAAAUUAAGUCAAACAAAUGUAUGGUUGUGAUUUUAGGAUUUUAAGUAUCAAAAUUCAUUAGUUUACAAAUUCUUCAAAAUCUGUUUGAAUAGAGACACAAAUUUCAACUGGAGCAACUAGAGAAACCUUCAUGGUAAUAAAAUUUUAGAUUCCUUUGUUGGAAUUCUUAUUUGAUUGAA
Messenger RNA from Theobroma cacao (cacao), 1491 nucleotides. RefSeq names its product serine/threonine-protein kinase ZRK1-like. The record is from RefSeq and is a predicted model, not a curated record. Gene Ontology annotation, molecular function: ATP binding; protein serine/threonine kinase activity. NCBI's taxonomy places the organism in Eukaryota, Viridiplantae, Streptophyta, Magnoliopsida, Malvales, Malvaceae. Gene Ontology annotation, cellular component: plasma membrane. Gene Ontology annotation, biological process: protein phosphorylation; cell surface receptor signaling pathway.